Messenger RNA from Acyrthosiphon pisum (pea aphid), 618 nucleotides. Its product is annotated as programmed cell death protein 2-like. The record is from RefSeq and is a predicted model, not a curated record. NCBI's taxonomy places the organism in Eukaryota, Metazoa, Arthropoda, Insecta, Hemiptera, Aphididae. Gene Ontology annotation, biological process: apoptotic process. The coding region runs from base 1 to 618 and encodes 205 amino acids. The transcript has 6 exons.
AUGAAUGAUGAUAACCGGUGUCCGAAAACAUUUCUAUUUACCAAGGCACUUUGGGGACAGCAUCACAAAAAAGUCUUACUGGGUUUUGCGGACGAACAUAUCAAAAGUGAAAGCUGUUCUGAUGAUGCAUACACAAUAAAUAAAAUUGGAGGAUUGUCUAAUACGCUAAAUCAGAAUUUUUCUCCAAAAUGUCCUCUGUGUAAUCGCCAGACACCAUUACUCAUUCAGAUAUAUGCACCUGUUACAAAUUCUAUUUACCAUAGAACCUUAUAUAUACAUGCAUGUGUAAGCCCAGAAUGUUGGAACAAAUCUCAGAGUUGGAUAUGUUUGAGACGACAGUGGGUCGCAGUAGAUGAUUAUGAUAAUAAGCAGCAGUCUACAACGUUUAUCGAAUGGUGUGAUGAUGCUGAUGAUUGGGGUGAGGAAACCAUAGCUGUGGCUGAAGAAAAUGGUAAUAUUACUGUUCCAAGCCAAGCAAUUGAAAUAUGUGAUACUGCAAGUGCCGAGUUAGAAAAUUCUGAUGCUGAUGAUAAUGUAGUUGCUGAGCCAAUUGAAAUACCAAAUACAAAUUUUUUUCAAUUACUAGAUAGUAGAAAAGAAAUACCUUCGAAUUAUUGA